Molecule: messenger RNA, 1332 nt
Organism: Hypoxylon trugodes
Lineage: Eukaryota; Fungi; Ascomycota; Sordariomycetes; Xylariales; Hypoxylaceae
Product: hexaprenyl pyrophosphate synthase
Exons: 2
Coding region: 1-1332 (443 amino acids)
Biological process (GO): isoprenoid biosynthetic process; ubiquinone biosynthetic process
Cellular component (GO): transferase complex
Molecular function (GO): prenyltransferase activity
Source: RefSeq, a predicted model, not a curated record
AUGCAGCUUCGAACUGGAGCUUCAACGCUCCUCAAAGCGCGCAUAACAGCGGCCCGGCCUUCAGUCUUUUCACCAUGUUUAGAUUGCCAAAGGGCGAUAUCAAGAUCACGGUAUCAUAACAGCCCAAGACGGUCUUCAGCAUGGGCCGCGGCUGUUUCUGUUGCCUCGAAUAUGGUUUCUAACGCAGUUAACCGAGCUACCAAGUCCGAGCUACCUAUCGAUCCUCUACGAAUAGUCGCAAAGGAAAUGAAACAUUUAACAGGAAAUAUUCGACAACUCUUAGGCUCCGGACAUCCUUCUUUAGACCGAGUCGCAAAAUACUACACACAAGCCGAGGGAAAACAUGUACGGCCCUUAAUAGUUUUACUUAUGUCGAGAGCAACCUCUAUAUGUCCGAAAGCCCCAGAGUCACCCCACAACCAAACCGCGACAACGAUAAAUUCUUCUAUAUCCCCACUCGAUAUUCUUGCCGACGUCAAUCCCUCCUCACAUCACGCCGAUUUCUCAUCGCAACCAGAAUCAACCGAGAGCGACGUCCUUCCAUCCCAACGACGUCUAGCUGAGAUCACAGAACUAAUACACACGGCAUCACUUCUGCACGACGACGUCAUAGAUCAUUCUGUGUCACGCCGGGGGUCGCCGUCCGCGAAUUACGAAUUUGGGAAUAAGAUGGCAGUUUUGGCGGGGGAUUUCCUUUUGGGGAGAGCAUCAGUCGCUCUAGCGAGGUUACGAAACGCUGAAGUGGUCGAGCUUCUAGCGACUGUUAUUGCGAACUUGGUAGAAGGUGAAUUCAUGCAGUUGAAAAAUACUGCGCGCGACGAGCGGAACCCCAAAUGGUCCGAGGAUAUCUUUACCUACUAUAUACAAAAAACGUACCUUAAGACAGCAAGUUUGAUUUCGAAAUCAUGUCGGGCUGCAGCGUUACUAGGCCGAGCGGAUGCGACAACCGUGGAUGCUGCCUACUCUUACGGCAGGAAUUUAGGUCUAGCAUUUCAGUUAGUAGACGACAUGUUGGAUUAUACGAAGUCCGGCAAGGAUCUAGGGAAGCCUGCCGGAGCUGAUUUAGAAUUGGGUCUCGCGACAGCGCCGUUACUAUUUGCGUGGAAAUCGAUACCAGAGUUGGGCAUAUUGGUCGGGAGGAAGUUCGGGCAGGAGGGCGACGUUCAAAGGGCACGCGAAUUAGUGUACCAAAGCGAUGGUAUCGAACAAACGAGAGCGCUGGCAGAGGAUUACUGCCUACAAGCCGUCGCAUCUCUCAACACUUUUCCAGAUAGCGAAGCGAAAGACGGUCUUAUAGAAAUGGCGACGAACACGCUAAAACGCCAAAAAUAA